This is a messenger RNA of Anopheles coustani, 2532 nucleotides long. RefSeq lists its product as uncharacterized. Gene Ontology annotation, biological process: regulation of DNA-templated transcription. The record is from RefSeq and is a predicted model, not a curated record. Gene Ontology annotation, molecular function: DNA-binding transcription factor activity, RNA polymerase II-specific; RNA polymerase II cis-regulatory region sequence-specific DNA binding; zinc ion binding. The coding region runs from base 42 to 2375 and encodes 777 amino acids. The transcript has 2 exons. Gene Ontology annotation, cellular component: nucleus. NCBI's taxonomy places the organism in Eukaryota, Metazoa, Arthropoda, Insecta, Diptera, Culicidae.
UUUUUGAUCAGUUUUAUUUCUAGUGGAUAUUUAAAGAGAAAAUGCCAGCUUCCUGUGUGAUUCCGGACUGCAAUUUAAAGUAUACUCACAGUGGAGAUGUUUCAUUUCAUAAGUUUCCACUAAAGCAUCCCGAACUGCUCAAGCAAUGGAUCGAGUUUGCAGGACGAGACGAAAGUUGGGUACCGACCAAGUGGAGUGCGGUUUGCAGCAGACACUUUGUGGAGAACGACUUCAAGGAUUGCCCAUUACGAAAAAUGCUCUUACCCGUAGCGGUUCCGACGAUACGUAAAGUAGAAGAAAAAGAAUGCCGUGUAGUUGACUCACAUUUGGCAACGCCAUACGAAACUAUUCCUACCGAAGAGAUUCCUUUCCCGGACGACGAACACCUUCAUGAGGACAUAGAAGUUUCUUCCGUAACGCAGUGUCGCAUAUCCGCAUCGGAGAAUGUCGACGAUGAGUUGCACGAUGAAGAGAACCAGCUCAUUGAAAUCACAUGCCGUAUUUGUGGUGAGGUUUUUAAUCGAGCCUUAGGCAACGUACUGUUGGAUCUUUCGCAAUCGAUCGAAGUUGUUACGAAGUACCUGCCGUUUGUGAACCCCGAGUUACCCAAUCUCCCGCGGAAGAUUUGUAUGAACUGUUCGCAAAUGAUCAAUAGUUUUGCAAAGUUUUGCGACAACGUUAUACGAGCACAAACGGAUUUGGAACAACGGUUUGCGCGGAGUAACAUCGGGUCGCCAACUCAAAAAUCAACGACUGCAAGACUUCAACCGGAAACAGUCCCAAACAAGUCGAUGAACAUAAAGCAAGAACCGAUCACGAUGUUACACAUCAAGGAAGAGAAAAUUGAAUCGACCAUUGGUGGAUGCCGCCAGAAGGAACCUGAGCGGUCCAGUGAAACGUUUGAAAAAAGUCCGGUGAUAAUAAAAAACCAAUCCACCACCGGGGAUCACAAUAGUAUCAUUCUAUUCAACGUAGGCAAUGAACGAUCGAAUGACACGAUCACUCCCACCAUUGUCAAGCAACAGCAGUUCCGGGAGUCAUCCAAAAAUUGUGAAAUUCUCGAGAUAGUUAACUUGUACCCACCGAUUGUGGACAUUACUAGUACGACGAUCAGAGAGUUGCAACCGUAUGAGAUCACGCUACCUCCCGCCAUGCCGAUAACCAACACGGACCCGGUGCCAUCGAUACAGCAGCCAUCCAUGGCGACGCAUUUCAUGAGUGGCUUGAAGGUGGAGAAAAUGACCGAACAAGAAUUGGAACAGGAUGACUACUAUCUGCGGGAUGCGCUUGCUUUCACGAACACACUAGAGGAGCAUAGCUACACGAAGCUUCCGAUCCAGGCCGACGAUAAUAAGGACGAUGUAUUCCACACCAUGAGUGACACAAACACCUGUGCCGAGUUGGUCACCAUUCUCGAGGAGCGGAAAAGCAAUAUUGUAAAUAGUUUUAACUGGAUUUGUGCCGAUUGUUGGCGCAAAUUUCCAAACCGUCGUCGUCUUUUGUGCCAUACGCUGUUAGAAUGUCCAGCGCGUCGGAGACUAGCAGUAGGCUGUAAUUUUUGUCGCCGGAAAUUUCCCACCUGGUCAAGAGCAAGGGCACACGUUGCCAUGUGUUUGAAACGGGUUGCUAGGAGAAAACGAUGCACAGUCAAAGCAAUCCUUGAUCGGUCUAAAAAGGCGAUUCCACAAGCGGAACCUGAAAAGCCUUCGAAUCAAGAGGAGGAGGUAAUUAUUACCCGCUACACGUGUUCGAUGUGCGAUCGAUCAUAUUCCAAUACCUCCAAUUUACGACGGCACCUGCUCACCCACCGACCGCCCGAGCAGUGGAACCACAAGUGCGGAGUUUGCCAGAAAGUGUUCGACAAACUCUUCGAUCUUAAGAGGCACCUGCAAAUCUCACCUUGUGCGAAUAGUCACCACGCGGUGGCUACGGAUGAUUCUUCUUCGGUGUCUUCGGAACAGCCCGAGGGAGUUGCAUUCUCUAGCUCUGUGAUAAACACAACGAAUCCGUCAACCGAGCGGCUUUUGUACGUGUGUUCGACGUGCAAUAAACAUUUUCGAUCGUACAACAACCUGAAAGUGCACGAACCCAUUCAUACCGGGCUGAAGGCAUUCAUUUGUGAGGCAUGCGGGAAGAGUUUCACCGGCCAGACGAACCUUUGGCAGCACCGGCUGACACACUCCGAGCUGCGACAGUUCCGGUGUAAGCUGUGUCCGAAAGUUUUCAAACGGCGUGGCGGAUUAUCGCAGCAUGUUCGAUCGUUUCACAUGAAAAUCAAACCGUACCGAUGCGCCACUUGUGGGUACGAGUAUGCCCUGAAGGCGGACAUGACUCGCUGUCGGCAUUCGAAGCUAAAAGAUUUGGAUGCAUGCUAAUUUAUACAUGUCGGGAACCAGUACCAAUAAAGAGAGAUUAAAAGAAAGGAGAAAGCCAAAGAUUCGGUAUUUGAAUGCCAAAGAAACAAACCCACACCGGUUCAUGGAACAUAUUGUGUACAGUAUUUUUAUUCAAGAGCAACUACAGAUUAACAGA